AAACAAUGUGUGGGCCAGCCCAACAAAGCGCAAUGCCCCAGACAACGAUUACCCCAGACCUAUCAUGACGAAGAAGAAGCCGAAAGGCACUGCGCAAGGUCUUACAGAACAUGAGACAUUAGACGUUUCAUCAGGAACGAAUGGUCAAAAUCCCUCCACUACAACAUCUACACCUUCCGCGCCGCCCACACUGGUGAUAUGUCGCAACAAACAUUGGCGAUACAUUUCAUCCUACCAUGGCCCAUGGCUUAGCCUGCCUCCAGAAGUCCUCGAGAGUCUCGCCUUUAGCAACUACUACUCUCCUCGCCCGAGACCGGUCGACCCAGCAGUAUUCUUUGACCUUGUCAAGAUCAGAAAACUAAUCGACGAAGCCACGAGUCUGGCUGUUCGCGCCGCCAAUGGCACCACAUCGGCUUCGUUACACAACUCACUCAAUGGGAACAAUGGAAUGCUCUAUGGAGCAGACGCCGAAAUACUUGGGCUGGGUUCAUCAAGAGGGGGCGGGAAUGCAAAACUCAGUCGCGAACGAAAACAUCGUAUGAGGGAACAUGCUACGCAGAAAUUGUCCCAUGCAUACCGUCUCGACGAGAUCGCUUCAAGUGUGGCUGUAAUGCAAUCAGCGUCGGCCUUGGAGGAUGUAGCAAAGCACGUCUUGCAGAGAAACGAGCAGGAUCCUGACGCCGAAUACGUUCACUUCUUCCACGAGAAGAUACCUUCGAUGUGCAUGGCGCAACACACAGACCUAAAUACUCUGAGCGAUGUGAUCCGCCAGAGACCUACGGAGGCGUCAACGUACAGGACGAGAGCUGUAGCGCGUGUGUUCAAGGAUGACUUGGAAGGAGCGGCUCUAGAUUGCACUGACGGGUUGAAAACGUUCAGACUAUACCAUCCACAACACCAGGAUCAGCAGAGAGAUCUCAUUUUAGCCAAGGACGCUGCGAAAAUCAACCGAGACUACCGGUCUGAUGGUCGUGUCGAGGAGAAGGAUCAGCCCAGCAGCCUGGAACCGCAGCUUCUCUUCCAUCGGGGAAAUGCAUAUCUGACCCUUGCAUGCGACAAUAUUGGUCGAGCCUUGAGAGGCAUUCCGAGAGGUGAAAGCAAUCUUAACGGAGCAUCGCAUAAUGGUGGCUCGACACCCGAGGCUCCUUCAUAUCUUGAGAAAGAACAAGCACGGGACAGUGCUGAUGCGCGAAAGUUGGUACGGACUUUCGCGAAACGAGCCCUUCGUGACUACGUGUCGUUUCUGUCGCAUUUUGACUACACUCCAGGCCUUUCGACCGAGUACACGGAGGCUUUCCUGGAAAAGGUCAACUCGACGAACUUCGGGAAUGGAAGACGAUCGCGGAGCGAAAGACUGCUCGACCUCGACGCGCAUUCUGGUUCUGCGCUGUCAGAAGCACUUGUCAAAUACGAAGGUCAGAAAGACCGACAGCAAAAGCAACCUCUGCCUCAGAUACCAAAACCAGCGAUCUACACAUUGAACACGCUAUUUGCCGCAAUGCCUCCCACUGAUCUGCCGCCCUAUCCUCCUGAGCCAGGCGCACGUCUCGAUACUGACACUUUCUCACUCCCGGAUUUUUCUGAAGCAGUUACUUACCAUCCAUUGCUGACGGACGUCCUCCACUCUCUUCUCUUGUGCCACUGUCUUAUCCAAACCUCAACCAAGGAGCAUUUACGACACGGCUAUAUGGCUGCGCGCAUUGCGAGAGUCUGUGAUGGGUACCCUGUGUUCCUUGCUGCGCGGUCUCCUGCCAGAGCGGAUUGGGUCGAGGUGCUGAGGAGGUCAAAGAAUUGGCUCGGUCUGUCUGCUAGUUGGGAGGAUCUAUGCUCUCCGGCACCACUUCCUGGGCAGAAUGGGCAUCACAAACCCAAACCUCAUAAGGAGAGCGUGGCCAACGGGAAACUCAUCGAGCAAGCCCCUGCGGACGAGCGAGCCGCGAAUCAGGAAGCAAUGAGGGCCAGCCUGAAAGCCCGCGAGUUGAAAGCUGCUAGACGCGAAGAAGAAGAGGCAAGGAAAGAGUACUGUCGGGCCAAGAUGCCGGAAAGUGGCGCGGACGGGAAUGGCCUGGACACAAAUGCUUCGGCCCGAAAACCGAGGCGAUGGGCUCAAGAAGAUGGCAGGGAGUAUCCGGUCACGACCGAAAGAGCAGAAGCUAUUGUCAGAUGGAUCAUGGAUGCACCUCCGCCUAGUUCUACCGAUGGAGGCAGUCGGCCCAAGAAGAGAUCUGCGGCGAAAGGCAGGUUGCGGAAGAUGGCAAGCACGACUUCAAGCCUGCAAGAUACAGGUCUUGAGCGGAGCGUGGAGAGCCUUGAUGUUGAUGACUGAUUUCGCUGCGAGUCGGUACUACCAGAAGACGAUGGCGACCACCAGUAAUUGUCAUUCUCGAAGAGCCUGUUCUUGUUGGUUUGUGUUGAGUAGAGUCCUGGCUUCGAAAAUCAGCAAGUCAUGAAUAUGAGCUUUGGCGGAGCAUAUGUGCCACGAUGGUUCAUAUGGCUUCGUCCUUGAGAUACCCCAAUCAAAUGAUAUCAUUCCAACCUGGG
Molecule: messenger RNA, 2541 nt
Organism: Exophiala viscosa
Lineage: Eukaryota; Fungi; Ascomycota; Eurotiomycetes; Chaetothyriales; Herpotrichiellaceae
Exons: 2
Coding region: 65-2326 (753 amino acids)
Source: RefSeq, a predicted model, not a curated record